GGGGCGCGCCGGCCGUGCGCUCGGGUCUCGGGCGCCGACGGAGCGGCGGGGCGGCGGGGCUGCGCGCGGGCCGGGCUGCCGGGCGGAGAGGGGACGGCGGCCCAGGAGCGCGGAACUUCGCUCCGAGCUCACCAGCCUGGGAGUCCCCGAAUUAGGCGUGAGGGGAAGCGGGGAAGCGAAGACUCCGAGGAGACGUCGAGGGAGGGAAGCGGGAAAGAAAAACUUGGCGGAAGGCGAGGAGAAAGGGGCAGAGGAGUAAGGGACGGGGAAGGUAGAAGCUGGCGAGCGGGCAGUGGCUGGAGGUCGGAAGGAGGGGAAGUCGGAGAGGGGAGGGAGGACGAGAAGCCAAGUCUCCGGGCGAUCGGCGCGGGAAGCGCUCGGUCGGACGAAGCGGUCGCGAUGGGACGCAAAGAGGAUCCCCACGCCGCGGGGGACACGCCAUCCCGACGGCUCCGGGACGACUCCUGAAAGCCGGGCGGGGAGCCGCCUUGCGGGCGCUAGGAAUGGGCCCCUCCCGACGCCGCCGGCCCAGCCCCGCGACCCAGGCUGCGGCUCCGAGGAGCCCGCGCGCGCCCCGCCGCUGCCCGGUUGAGUUUCGCAAGCAGCGCCCGGCGCCCGCGCCAGAAGCCUCCCAGCUCUGCCCAGCCCCGAAUCCUGAUUUUGGGGACCGGCACGAUGGCGUCCCGAGUCACAGCUCACGGCUCUCCCAGCUGGGCUCGGUGUCCCAAGGACCUUACUCCAGCGCCCCGCCGCUGUCCCACACGCCGUCGUCAGAUUUCCAGCCGCCCUACUUCCCGCCCCCCUACCAGCCGCUCCCCUACCACCAGAGCCAGGACCCCUACUCCCACGUCAACGACCCCUACUCCCUGAACCCCCUGCACCAGCCCCAGCAGCACCCCUGGGGGCAACGACAGCGGCAAGAAGUGGGUUCAGAAGCCGGCUCUCUCCUGCCCCAGCCUCGGGCCGCCCUGCCCCAGCUCUCGGGCCUCGACCCCCGGAGGGACUACCACUCGGUCCGCCGGCCGGACGUGCUCCUGCACUCAGCGCACCACGGCCUGGACGCGGGCAUGGGUGACAGCCUCUCGCUGCACGGUCUCGGCCACCCCGGGAUGGAAGACGUCCAGUCAGUUGAAGAUGCCAAUAACAGCGGCAUGAAUCUAUUGGACCAGUCUGUCAUAAAAAAAGUUCCGGUUCCUCCCAAAUCUGUGACUUCUCUGAUGAUGAAUAAGGAUGGCUUCCUGGGAGGCAUGUCUGUCAACACCGGUGAGGUGUUUUGCUCGGUCCCCGGCCGUUUGUCUCUGCUCAGUUCAACUUCAAAAUACAAAGUAACUGUGGGGGAAGUUCAGAGACGGCUGUCGCCCCCCGAAUGCCUCAAUGCGUCUCUCCUCGGCGGCGUCCUCAGAAGAGCCAAAUCGAAAAAUGGGGGGAGAUCUUUGCGAGAAAGGCUAGAAAAAAUCGGUUUGAAUUUACCCGCGGGCAGGCGCAAGGCAGCAAAUGUCACGUUACUCACCUCCCUGGUGGAAGGAGAGGCUGUUCACUUAGCUCGGGAUUUUGGGUACAUUUGCGAAACGGAGUUUCCCGCCAAAGCUGUUUCUGAGUAUUUGAACCGGCAGCACACGGACCCCAGUGACCUGCACUCCCGGAAGAAUAUGCUGCUGGCCACCAAGCAACUUUGUAAAGAAUUUACGGAUCUGUUGGCUCAGGACCGGACGCCGAUCGGAAACAGCCGGCCCAGCCCCAUCCUGGAGCCGGGGAUCCAGAGCUGCCUCACGCACUUCAGCCUCAUCACGCACGGCUUCGGCGCCCCGGCCAUUUGCGCCGCGCUCACGGCCCUGCAGAACUAUCUCACCGAGGCGCUCAAAGGCAUGGACAAGAUGUUCUUGAACAACACCACCACUAACAGGCACACGUCUGGGGAAGGCCCAGCUUUGCCCGCAUGGUUUAUGAGCUUCUUCAAAGAGGACUUGGGCUUCCUACACAAUCUAUAAGGUACAGAGAAAAAAAAAAUUCCGAUCCCUUUUUAAUCAAAGCCUGUGUGUCAGAAUUCUGCAGGUGCACUUCUUUAAAGAAGCUCAAAGGGAAUAAUUUAGAAAGUGGCCAAUAAGAGAUUGAAGCAGCUUUGAGUCUAGUUGCUAACAGAUACCUCAACACAGAAUUCCGGGGAAGUGGGGAGCUGCUAAAUGAAUUUUAGGGGAGAGGAGUAAGUGUUCUUGGAGCCCAGUAUUUUAACAUUAUUGCCUUGCCUUUAAAACGGAUUCCAUUUCCUUGGGCUCUUUGGCGAUUGUGGGGAAAGCAGCAGCUUUGCUAGUGGUCGAGUGGUCGUGGGGAGGGGGUUAGUGCAAGCUCCCGUGUUUCAGCAACAAUUGCUUUCUUACAAGAUGCUUUAUGAAUGAGGCGUUUUUUCCCCCUCCCAGACGUGCACUUGUUUUGGGCAAUAAUGGUAAAAUAAUGCAAAGUGAAAGGAGAUGUAUUUCAGCUUUGAAUGUUACUGUCUGGAUACACUGGGACUAUUCCCAGUGGAUAAAGUUUCAUACAUUUAAUAUCUCUCACUUCUGGCAGCCCUGCUCCUUUCUUGGGCUUCACCUGAGCAUUAUCUUGAAAUAAGAUCUGAAACCCAUUGUUCUCACCGUCCCCAAAGCAGUGGGAAAUCCCCAAGGGCGAAGGAGUGGAUGACCUAGGUCUCUAAAUAGAGUGUGCAUGAACGCAUCUCUUUAAACAAAGUAGGCAUUAGGACCUUUGCAGCAUCCCUUGAAGAUAAAGAUCCAGAGGUUUGUUCUGCAGGAUUUACAGUUAGGACCCACGGGGACUCUCAGGUCUGCCGCCCCAUGGGCCUUGGCCUGGGGAGGAGGGAGGUUAGAGGGUCGGAUUUAGGAACCUGCUGAGUUUUGCACUGACAUUUUAAUGGGGGGGGGGGAGUUAGGGAGCUGGUUUCAGGCCACCAGGAGGGCCCAAGCAAUGGCUGAUGUCAGACCCCAGCCCAUCCACGGCAGCUUCUUUGGGGGCCUCUGGGUGUGCAGGGCUCAGCCAUAGAUGAGUUGAUAGGAGUGCAAAGGCCGGGAACUAGACCUCAGGGAGCGUGUAGACACUCCAUCUCUUCCCAGCUCAGAAGCCUGCGCCUUUGUCCGAGGGCCUGGCCGCUUGCAUUAGACGUAUUCUGAUUGCCAAAGGCCGGGAGAAACCGCACUGAAAACCAUCGUCUCCUUUCCUUGCAGGGCAACGCGCCCCACGCGUGUGACGUGCGAGAGACGCGAUGGACGCGCCUUGCUCUUACUGUGCAGGUCCCGAGAGCGUGGGGGCCACUCGCGCCCAGUCGUGUUGAGGACAUAGAAUCAGCCGCUGGAGGGGCCGCGGGCCGCGCGGGCCCUUCCCGCUCUCGGUCUCACCCUAAGGGCUAAGGCGACCGAGAAAGCCCGGUGCUCCAGUAGGUAAUGGGGCGGCGCCCCGCGGGCUGCAGGCGGGAGGGGUCUCAGCGCUGCCCGAGCCCCUUGCUGCCAGCGGCCGCCCCGGGCGCCAGCUUCCCGAGGGCGAGUGGCCUAGAAAUGUCCAGGUGAUCGGAAGCUUCCCCCGCCUUUGCCGGUACGCAAUCUCUCCACCCUCAGGCUCCCAAAGGCGGGUGAUGGGGUAGGAAUUGUCUUACUGGGCUACGCAGGCUCCUUCGUCGCCCUUCGCCCUCCUCCGUGCGUUCCCUUGGCGCCCGGGCUGAGCAGAGCGCUUAGCACCUCUCCCCCGCACCCCGCCUCCACGCAACGUGGAGAGAACCCACUGCCCCCUCUCCCUCCCUCACUUCUCCUUUCCUGUACGACCCCCACCUCCUUGCUUUCGUUAGCCAGGCCUGCUACGUUUAUCUGAUAAUUGAGUUAUUAAAAGAUUUGGUUUCCUUGGGCCCAUAAAUCAAUAAACAGUGGGAUUAACUCAAGAGUUUGCCUUUUAAGUCAAGGGAAACGUUUAAAGCAAGCCCCUUUGAGUCUUGUUUUCAAACUAAACAGGUGAGUUGCAGCUCUCCCCCACCCCCACCCCCACCCCCCUCACUCUUAAGACACUGUAUCCAAGCCGCGUGCCCCCUCCUAAGUGCCCGGUCCCAAACCAAGAGAGCUAAAGGUAGAAAGCAAGAGUCAGGACGUGGCAACGUUGCCCUCACACUUUCCACUUUGCAAGUUCCUUUGGAGGUUCUAAAGGUCUCCUGACCAUUCUGUGUCCAGUCCUGCCUUCUCUUACACAUAUUGUGGCUCUCCUGGAAGCAAAGGAGAGAGAAAAAAAGGGCUGUUCUGGGCGAGGAUUCUCCCCUAGUUAGCUUGCUUUUUUUUUUUUUUUUUUCCUUCUCUCUGGCACCACAUCCUUAGCUUUCUCCACCCCUACAUAAAGAACUGAAGAACCUUUCAAAGACCUGGCUGUUUUAUUUUCUUUGGCCAAGGAAGCCACUUUCUCUCAAGCAACUAUUUUAUAUCCUAUGAAAACUUCGGUCGAAUGGAAAACCUGAAAUACCCCGAACUUAUCUACACACUGUUCCUCCGGUACAAAGCCUUACUUAAAAGGGCAACUCGUUCCUACUUAGAGUGUUUAUAGGGAGUUUGUCCUCACAUCUGAUAUCCUGUAUGCGUAAUACAUUCUGUGGAAAGGAAAUAACCUUAAACCAUCUGAUGUUGCCUCAAGAGCCCAAACAGUGUUUCCCCUCCUGUGCCGAUGUAUGUUAAAUGAUCAGGUUAAAAAAAAAAAAAACAAAAUUCGUUUUGUUUUCUUUUAAAAAGUAGAAUGAACACUAUUCUUUUUUUUAACACUAUUCUUCUUGAAAUGCCAAAAUCGACUCCUCUGUUGAGUUGGUCUCUAAUUCACUAACAUCGUUUUUGACACACAAUCGAGAAAUAUCAAUCUAUUGACUCUUCACGAGAAGAGCUCUGGAGGGUAUCCAUGUUAAGUUUGUAUAUAUUUAUUUAUGCUUAAUUUAAUGGGAAUGUGUAAAUAUGGCGAGCAGGUAGUUUGGGAUUAUUUAUCUGUGAAUCUAUACCUCUGUGAAUGGGUGGUUAAAAAAAAAAACAAACCGCUUGACCCUAGGUAGAAUCCUAUCUGAAUUUUUCUGUUCUUUAUAGACAAGCUGUUAUGGUAAUGGGUAGAAAUUGGUUUAUUGUCCAGUGUUGACCUGAUUUACAUAAAUAAAAAGAUUGUUGUGUUUUUGUUGUGUUUUCAUCUUCAGUUUCUUGAGUAUAGAUAUUGUUUAAUUCUACAGACAGAAAAAAAUUAUAGCCAAGAAUUUUUCUUUUUGUCCCCCCCCAAUCAUUGAAACACAGGCAGUGUUUUCCUUACAAUAAAUACAAUAAAUUUU
Balaenoptera musculus (blue whale) is the source of this 5317-nucleotide messenger RNA. It is a transcript of the gene TFAP2B, whose product is annotated as transcription factor AP-2 beta. The transcript is spliced from 8 exons. Gene Ontology annotation, cellular component: nucleus. The coding region runs from base 504 to 1988 and encodes 494 amino acids. The record is from RefSeq and is a predicted model, not a curated record. NCBI's taxonomy places the organism in Eukaryota, Metazoa, Chordata, Mammalia, Artiodactyla, Balaenopteridae. Gene Ontology annotation, molecular function: RNA polymerase II transcription regulatory region sequence-specific DNA binding; DNA-binding transcription factor activity, RNA polymerase II-specific. Gene Ontology annotation, biological process: regulation of cell population proliferation; anatomical structure development; regulation of transcription by RNA polymerase II.